AUGCCGCUAGCGGCCGAAUUACCAAUCGCCAUUGCGGCGGCUAGUAACGCACUCAGAGAGGUGUGGCGCGGAAGCAUUGGUUCUGUUGGAAGCGGAGCUCUUGAGAUAGUUGCUAGGGGCACAAAGCGAUCUAUAACGGGUACCUUGUGCCCAAACCAUCUGUGGGUAUCACCUACAUGCGUUAAAACGAACCUGAUAGCUGGCCGAUCGCCGACCCUCUUUGAUGGCCUGUGCCAACAACCGGAAAGAACAAGGAGCAGAAGUCUAACGGAAGGAAAGUGUCGGGAGUACUAUAAUUCCCAAAGGAUAAACCAAAUUAAAAUGUCGAGUAAUAGAGAAGAAGAGCCUCGGACACGGGGGCCCCCUGGCCCUGGGGUCCCGUGGCGGACGUGUCCGCUGCGGUGGAAGGCCACUUAUGACGACCAGGCAUGUCCACGGACUGAGAAACAAACCAUCGAACUGCCCCUGAACGGCAGAUACAAUGCUUAUGGUGCCACAUUGAAGGAAGGAACCAAAGAUUCCUCCAGGAAAAAAGAAUUCGAGAAACUCCAUGGCUGCAGGUGUCACUUACCCAAGUGUAAGGGACGCAAAGAAGCCAAGGGUGUUGCCAAAUUUAAAUGCGACUCCUGCGAGGAAUCGUUCCUAACGCAAAGAGGAUUGUCUAUGCACGAGCUACAUAGACAUCCAGCGAUUAGGAACUUGAAAAGAACACAAGGCACCAGUCGGGGAAAUACCAGACCAACCAACAGAGCCUCGGUCUGGUCCAAAGAGGAAACGGACCUCUUGAUAAAACUUAACGAGCGCUACAAACACUUAAAACAGCCGAACGUAGCGCUCAAAGAAUAUUUCCCCGACAAGACACUAAAACAAAUCAGCGACAAAAGAAGGCUCCUGCCCGUUCAGGAACCCGAAGACGUGGCCACAACUGAUGAAACGGGACCUCCUCCUUCCGACUCAUCGGAAGAGAGCAUAUACGAAUCGGCCACGGAGGACGAAGGAGGAGGAGAUAUGCAACAAACGGCUCCAAACGAUAGCUGGAAGGAGCCGUUUAUACAAAGUAUAAGAACAAACCACCUCGAAGAGGAAGACUCCCUUCGAAAGGUGGAAGAAGCCAUCGAAAGAAUGGCUAUGAAUGAAGGGGUAACUGAACAAGAGGUGGGCACCCUUCUUGAACAAUUUGUCGACUCCCUAACUCAAUCCCCAACAACGGAAAGAAAGGGGAGCCGACGUAAGAGUCAAAAGACUACAAAAAGAAAGACCACCCAUAACAAUAGAAAAAAGUUCUUAUAUGCCAAACACCAGGAGCUCUAUAAAAAGAGCCCACGAAGGCUUCUGGAGUUGGCGUUAUCGGGUGAGUCUAGCAGUGGCAGAGAAGUGGUUAAUCUCCCUGAGGCCGACUCAGUGGGUCCACUAUAUAAAAGUCUAUGGGGCCAAAUAGGCCCGGAAAAAACUCACAGAAACCAACCUAUGUGCAACAAUAUCGAUAUGAGCGAAAUUUGGACUCCAAUCGCCCUGGAGAGCCUUGUCGAAAAAUUCAAAAAGAUAAAGUCCGACACCGCAGCCGGCGCGGACCAGAUAAAGAAAUUCCACCUGAGAAAGAAAGGGGCACUACACGUAUUCGCCAAACUGUGUAACCUCCUCAUGCUGCACCGAAUAUACCCAGCACAGUGGAAAACCAACCGAACCACGCUUAUUCCCAAACCGGGGAAGAGCGCGGAAGAGGUUGAGAACUGGAGACCAAUCACCAUCGGGUCUCUGCUGGGAAGAAUAUAUUCGGCUAUGAUCGACCGUAAAUUACGGUCGAAAAUAAAGCAGCACAUAAGACAGAAGGGGUUUACACAGGAGGAUGGCUGUAAAAAUAAUAUAGCCAUUCUCAGUAGUGCCUUAACCAAAAUGAAAGAGGACUCAGGUGGAAUCAUAACCAUAAUAGACAUUUCCAAAGCCUUCGACACGGUUCCCCACGGCGAAAUAAGCCAAAGUCUGAUGAACAAAGGAGUCCCAUCGCCCAUAUGCGAAUACAUUCAAAAAAUGUACAUAGGUUGUAAAACUAUUAUAUAUUGCAGAGACAAGAAAACACUGCCAGUGGACAUACUGAGAGGAGUCAAACAGGGAGACCCGCUAUCGCCACUGCUUUUCAACUUGAUAAUAGAUCCCAUAAUAGGGACACUGGACGAGACGACGGAGGGCAUUAAAUUAGAAAACGAGAACAUUUCAGUUCUCGCCUUCGCCGACGACCUUGUCCUUUUGGCGAAAGACAAAGAAACAGCCGAUAAGCAAAAUCGGCUCAUCAAUGAAUAUCUGGACGACCUGAAAAUGAAAGUAUCCGCCGAAAAAUGCACAACCUUCGAAAUCAAACGGCAGAACAAAACGUGGUUCCUAGGAGACCCACAGUUGACGUUGGGUCAGCAACGUAUCCCGUAUGCCGACCCAGAAGCAGCAAUCAAAUACCUAGGAACCAACUUCAAUCCAUGGAGAGGGUUGUGCAAAACCUCGAUAAAAGAAAUCAUCGAUGCGGCUAGAACUGUCAAACAGCUGAAACUUAAGCCGCAUCAAAAAAUCAACCUUAUAAGAACCUACCUCUUGCCAAGAUACAUACAUAAAUUGGAAAUAUUGCACCUCCAUCCGUCCACCACGGACGGACUAAUAUACACUGAUAAGAGCCAUGGCGGUCUAGGGAUCCAGCGGGUGGCGAACAUAGUCAAGCUGGCCAAACUAAAACAUAGUAUACUAAUGACAAGGUCAGAGGAUAAUGCCGUCAAGAUAGCACUUAACGGGCAAGAGGGAAUGGUGAAAAGAUACGCCACGUCCAUAGGCCUACAAUGGCCAUGUGGAAUAGAAGAAAUCGAGGAAACGCGUAAAAAACUCAAGAGGGCGGAUACAAACAAAUGGAAAACUUUAAUUUCGCAAGGACAAGGCAUAAAAGAAUUUUUCGGGGAUAAAACCGGGAAUGCCUGGUUAUACAACCCCGAAAUGCUGAGACCGUCUCGAUACCUGGACGCACUAAAACUGAGAACAAAUACAUAUGGCACAAAAGCAGCACUCCACAGAGCGAAAAGAGACAUAGACAUAAACUGUCGGAGAUGCGGCGUCCAGGUGGAAACCCUAGGACAUAUAUUGGGACUAUGCACCCAUACAAAGAACAAAAGAAUAAAAAGACACGACGAAAUCUGCGAUCUUAUCGCAAAGAAUGUCUCUAAAGAAUACGUGAUAUUUAGGGAACCAGAAGUAGAGGUAAACGGUGACAGACGUAAACCAGAUAUGGUCAUAAAAGACCAUGACAAGGUAUACGUCGUGGACGUCACCGUAAGAUACGAAAACAAUGAUUCCCUAAACAAGGCCUACAAAGAAAAAGAAAACAAAUACAAAGAGACAGCGGAAAUUAUGAGAAGAGACUUGAAAGCAAAAGAGAGCAGAGUUCUGCCAGUGGUUAUCGGGAGCAGAGGGGCAGUGCCCCGAGCCACUAUAGAAAAUCUAAAAGUCCUAGGGCUUCAAACAAAACAUGCCCUGACGGCUUCGCUCAUAGCCCUCCGAUCGUCGAUCGAAAUGAUGACGAAGCCGCAAGGCCAAUCCAAAUUUAACAAAAGAACGAGACUACUGGUCGACAUUAAAAAGACGAAGCAGCUGCCAGCUGAUAAACAACAGAGCCCGUCUCGGCCUUUACACCGAGCGGUGCAAGUCCUGACGUACUAUUGUACGUCUAGGGCGCGGGGCAGAUUCUACCGUGUAGAAUCUGGGGCGACGCCUCCGCGAGGCACUCCCUGGACAACGUACGCUAAAGCGUACGGCUAA
Messenger RNA from Apis mellifera (honey bee), 3789 nucleotides. RefSeq names its product retrovirus-related Pol polyprotein from type-1 retrotransposable element R2. The transcript has 5 exons. Bases 1 to 3789 code for a protein of 1262 amino acids. NCBI's taxonomy places the organism in Eukaryota, Metazoa, Arthropoda, Insecta, Hymenoptera, Apidae. The record is from RefSeq and is a predicted model, not a curated record.